AACGUAUAAACAGAGCCUCUUCACAGACAACCAGAGUUUGCCCCUUUCGAAGCGUGUUGUUAUAAGUGGCGUUCAUAAGUGUUCUUGCUGUCAUUCUCAAGGUCCCUCGUUGUGUGUGUUUUUGUUGUUCUGAGUUGGGCACCGUAUUUCCCCGAUUAGGUGGUUUUUUUGUCUGUCUCUGCUUUUGUCUCUGUCUUCUCCAGUACAUUUGAACCUACCAGGUUUGUGAGUUUGUCCUGCCGUAUUCGGAAGAGACGUGGUGGACAUUUUUCAACCACAAGAUAAGACAAUGAACACUCAACAGCCUUCGAGCCCAUUUGCUGCUCUAUCACAGAUGAGUCCACAGAGCAGGACCCGAAACACGAAGAAUCUGUCUCUACAGCUGAGUAAUAAUGACCGAGCACAGGAUGGUGACGAUACAAGGGCAUUGCCAUGCUCGUCACCUUUCCAAACCCCACAGUUAUACAGACACAGAUCGUCGGUGUCGAGGGCGUCCUCAGACUGCUCGAAGCCGUCGUUGACAAGAAGACUGACUCUCACAAUACCGACAACUGAUUCCAGUAACCAACCCAAUGGCAAUAACACGCUCGCCAACACCAACACCAACAGCAGCAGUACGAGCAGCAGUGCCAACUCUAUGAGAUCAGGGGAGAUUAAGAGUAUUCCGAGCUUCACGAGCUCAUCGCCGAUAACGUCGUCCCCAAUUAUCCCACAGACCCCUGACUUCACCGCUACGUUUCUGAACUCGAAGGAAUCGUCAUCACAGUCAUCAUCCUCAACGUUGAACACAGUAUCAUGUAAUGCCGAGAACGGUGCCUCGCUCAGGACGCGCACGCUGAUUCAUAAUGUCUCGACGAUGGAUGUCUCCAAUGACGGCGAUACGCACAAGAUGAAUGCCUACCCAGAUGGUCCAGUGUGCGUGCUUGCACCUCAUUUGUUCCUAUACUCUGAGCCGACACUUCAGCAGGUGUCUGGGUUUGAUGUUGUGAUCAACGUUGCUAGAGAAUUGACCCCACCAAUGUUACAGCAACAUGUGUCCUCCAGUGACAUGUCCUUAAAGCAUUUCACCCACGAUUCUACAAACUACUACUACGUUCCAUGGACUCACACUUCAAAACUAUGUCCUGAUUUGCCCUACCUAACACAGCUCGUCAUUGAUUCCAUCAACGCAAACAAGAAGAUACUCAUCCACUGUCAAUGUGGAGUGAGUCGAUCGGCAUCGUUAAUCGUUGCAUGUUUUAUGAAGUUAUACAAUGUCUCUUUGAACGAUGCUUACUCGAUGCUAAAAGAAAGGGCACCUGAUAUCUCUCCAAACAUGUCACUAAUCUUUCAACUAAUGGAAUGGGGUGACUUAAUAGGAGUCAACAAAAAGACCCCAACUGACAACAUAUACACCCCUGGCUUGGAGAUAUCAAUGAAUCCACUGAGCGUUGAAGGCUCAAAUCUGAUGUGUGGAUCCAGUGUGGAUGUGAAAAAGUAUUAAAUUCUACAUACAGGUGAAUAAUGAAUGCAAUAAUGACAACAUGGUAAU
Williopsis jadinii is the source of this 1531-nucleotide messenger RNA. Its product is annotated as dual specificity protein phosphatase family protein. Gene Ontology annotation, cellular component: cytosol; cytoplasm; nucleus. The record is from RefSeq and is a predicted model, not a curated record. Bases 290 to 1483 code for a protein of 397 amino acids. Gene Ontology annotation, biological process: protein dephosphorylation; negative regulation of MAPK cascade. Gene Ontology annotation, molecular function: MAP kinase tyrosine/serine/threonine phosphatase activity; protein tyrosine/threonine phosphatase activity. NCBI's taxonomy places the organism in Eukaryota, Fungi, Ascomycota, Saccharomycetes, Phaffomycetales, Wickerhamomycetaceae. The transcript has a single exon.